AUGGCAACUCGUAAUCCACCCGCGGUUGGAGUUCUUUCCAUCCUCCUCUCCAUGAUGGCCACAUCGGCCAACAGCCAGUACGCCUACGGCUCCAUAGCUUCCUGCGCCGACUUCGACUGUAAUACGGGCAUCUCAAACUGCACCGUCCAAGAACGGUCCUACAACGUCGCCGGCUCGGUCCAAUUCCCCUCCCCUUUCGGCGACAACACGAACUUAACAUGGACGACCGGCGCAGUGAUGGCCUACCCGGAUGGUCCUACAUAUCCCAACCUGGUCAAGGACUACUACCUCGGAACACCGCCCGAUCUAGACUUGUCGAGCGAAGACGGAGUGAACGGAUUCCACGGCUGCGCGGCGUUUUUCGUCGAUUCGAAUGCCUCGUUCCCCUCGAACCAGCAACCGGGGACAUGUGGGGAUGUGCUCGGGAGUAAAUGCGUGACAGCCUUGACGGAUCAAGCAGAGGAAGCAAUCGGCGACACGACGUUCCGGCGCGCAGAGGAUCUCUGCUCGCGCCUCCAAGCCAUAACAGUCCCCUUAGCCCCGCAACCCCCGACGACAGAACAAAACGCCUCCUCAAACUGCCACCCGGUGAUCCCCUCAACCCACAACCUCGCCUUCACCCUCAACUUCAACGCCAGCUGCUGCGACGACUCCCUCUGGAGUAAAACCCUGCGCGGCAUCGGCAACGACACGAACCCUAGCGAAGAGACGAUAAUCGAUUUCCUCGAGCAUCAGGCCGUGCCGAUUUUGACCAAGUUCGGAAGGGUGGAUGGUAGUGAGGAUGGAGGUGAUGUUCCGCAGUCGAGGCUGACGAGUUUGUCUUGUCUUGAGGCGCCUGUUGAGGCGAAGAAUUUGGCGAGUCAGGCGAGUGAUGCGGAGGGCGAUGAGGGUGCUGCUGCGGCUGUCCUUCCCGGGGGAUCGUGGGUUGCGAUUGUGGUGGCGAUUGCGGUUGGGUUUGCUGCUUUUGCGUAG
Molecule: messenger RNA, 972 nt
Organism: Zasmidium cellare ATCC 36951
Lineage: Eukaryota; Fungi; Ascomycota; Dothideomycetes; Mycosphaerellales; Mycosphaerellaceae
Exons: 2
Coding region: 1-972 (323 amino acids)
Source: RefSeq, a predicted model, not a curated record